CGGUUUACCACUCGUUAAAGUGUGAACGUCUGUUCACUCUCGUCUCACGGUUCAUCGUGUCAAGUUCGUUCUGUAGAUUAUUAUAAAAAUUACCAACGGAGAUGCUCUUUCCAUCUUUACUAAUCACCCUGGCCUGGACAGCAUCUGCCAAGCCAAUGGCAUACGAUCAACGACAGACGGGAGAUGUAAACGUUCAGAUUCACCUGAAAGAUCUCCAAGUCGUUGCACUCAUUGAUACCGAAGCCCUCGAAGAUUAUAUGGAUUACAAUUAUUCGUACGAUUACUCUGACUUCACAAUUAAGCCGAUGAAGCCUUCGACGAACUCCGGAUCAUCGACGACAGCUUCUGCGUGGCACACGUGGCCGACGAAUCCUGCAAGCUCAUCAUCAAAGGCGAAUUCCACCGAGGAAUUACCUCCAGGUGUGACUACGCCGACCUCAGGGAAUGUUUUCACCACUACACCGUCUCCUGGGGAGUCAGAUGCAGAAUUGAUAGCUCCAGUCGAUAUUCCUUCAUCAUCAGCGGCUCCUGAGGCUUCUGGAUCUCCUGGAGAUGAGUUGGAUGAGACUGUCCAGGGGACAGGAUCAAAAUCGCGGAGUCCGGGUGGAUGCCAGGCGGGAUAUUACACCGACGCCAGGGGCAGAUGCAAAAAAGGAUCCCGAAGACGCGUUUCAUUUCUCCCGUUUGCCCUCAGGAUGCUGCCGAAACGCCUGGGGACUCAGCGGUCGACGUGAAUUUUUAAUGCUUGAUAAAUAAUUGAAUUGUGAUUAUUAAUGCUCAAUAAAUAAAAUUUUAUAGUU
Messenger RNA from Fopius arisanus, 800 nucleotides. RefSeq lists its product as uncharacterized. Bases 102 to 734 code for a protein of 210 amino acids. The transcript has 3 exons. NCBI's taxonomy places the organism in Eukaryota, Metazoa, Arthropoda, Insecta, Hymenoptera, Braconidae. The record is from RefSeq and is a predicted model, not a curated record.